This is a messenger RNA of Hypoxylon trugodes, 2237 nucleotides long. Its product is annotated as t-SNARE. Gene Ontology annotation, biological process: intracellular protein transport; exocytosis; vesicle fusion. Gene Ontology annotation, cellular component: SNARE complex; plasma membrane; endomembrane system. Lineage: Eukaryota; Fungi; Ascomycota; Sordariomycetes; Xylariales; Hypoxylaceae. The record is from RefSeq and is a predicted model, not a curated record. Gene Ontology annotation, molecular function: SNAP receptor activity; SNARE binding. The transcript has 4 exons. Bases 477 to 1529 code for a protein of 350 amino acids.
GUUCGACCCUUUUUUUGGCUUCAGCUAUCAGUAGCGCUUCUUCCUACAACAAUAAACCACAGCCGACUUGUCAACACCACUUCUCUUUCCUUUUCAUCGAUAUAAGCUUUUUAUAAUAAUCUGAUUUCCUUUUUAAUACUGAACUAUAUUAUACGUCUUUAUUUUUUUCUCUUUAGAAACGGGAAGUAACAAAAAUAUUGAUAACUUCUCUUUGGAAUUCUACCGAGAACCAAUUCGCAACAACCAACCCUUUUUACAGAAUAGCCAAGUCUGCUUUCCUAGCAGACAAAGCCCCCUAGCGCCAUGAGUGUAAGAAAAUCACCCCUUGAAUGUUUCAACUUUCCACUACACCGAUUCGAAUGAUUCGAACUCUUGACUUUGCAUUUCGCAUCCUUCUCAACUUUCAAUCUUUCCUCAUCAUCGUUUUCUUUUAUUUGGCUUUGUACUACUGGUAGUAUAGACUAAACGCUAACAUUAUGGCACAGUACGGAUAUGGUGGACAGCAAAACCCAUUCGACGAUCGCAACGACGUUAGCAAUGGCUACGGUGGUUAUGGUUCCAACGUCGAGAUGGCGCCGCUUACCGGGGGAUUAAAUGGAGGAUUUGGAGGCGGCAACCCGAAUUCUAUCCUAAACGAGGUGUCGGAAAUCAACCGCGGGAUCGAUGAGAUUGACCGAAACCUUGACCAGCUGAAGAUGCUUCAACAACGAGCGCUCGACGAUUCCGAUGCUUCCGCUUCGAGCAAUACCAACCGUCAACUCGACGCUCUUAGUUCCGAGACCAUGGCCCACUACAGAUCGUUGACGGACAGGGUACGACAAUUGAAGAGCAAUCCCGAGAGCCAGCAAAAGUUCGGUCAACAGGUUCGCCGUGUCGACAGCAGAUUAAAGGAUGCUAUUCGGGCUUACCAGGGUGUCGAAUCAUCUUUCCGCAAGAAGACGCAAGAUCAGAUGGCGCGACAAUACCGUAUCGUCCGGCCCGAUGCUGAUGAGGCCGAAGUGCGAGCUGCCGUUGAGGACCAAACUGGCGGUCAGGUUUUCCAACAGGCAUUGAUGCAGAGUAACCGUCGUGGUCAAGCCCAAUCCGUACUAAGCGCCGUCCAAGACAGACAUGCUCAACUCAAGAAGAUCGAGCAACAGAUGAUCGAACUCGCACAACUCUUCCAGGAUAUGGAUACGCUUAUUGUCCAACAAGAAGUUGCUAUUGCCAACAUCGAGCAAAAGGGCGAGGAGGUUGUUGAGAAUCUCGACAAGGGUAAUCAAGAGGUGGGCACAGCUGUCAACACUGCCAGGGCGACACGAAAGAAGAAGUGGAUCUGCUUGGGUAUUGUUGUUGCGAUCAUCCUUAUUGUUGUCCUCGUUGUCGUUAUAUACGUCGUCACACACCCGAGCAAUGGUGGUUCCAAGAAGCGAAGCCUUCUACAACCUGAUGCCCGUUCGUGGUUUGAGACCGCCCCUGUUCCUAGUUUGUUCGCCGAAAGAGCCCACCCGAGAGCGAAGCGAUUGGUCGAAUGGCAACCAAGUCAGUGAAUCAACCACAUAUACUAGUCAAGUUAUAAAGAGGAGGUCAUUAGGGGUUCGACCUCAGCCCGUGGGAUCAAAUCCUAUCGAUAAUAUAUACCUAUAAACGAAAGGGAGGCCAGCAUAAAGGCCUACUGCACGACCCACGAACCUAGACACGCUAUUUCCUUCGUGUUCGCUUCGUAUAUCCCAACCCAUCGCCAUUAUACAUAUUUAACUCCGAAUGUUUUUACGUGGUAAUUUGAAGCCUCACCGCUCAAGUCACUGUUUGGGAUCCGGACUGGAUGUUGGAUUCGCAUGAGUAGAUUUGAAGAGGUUGGCUAUCUUACCUGAUUGUUGUCACAGAAGAGAGGAGGGUGGAUUGUCUCUGGUAGCAUUCUGGUUACCUUGUCCCAGGAGAAAAUAUUCCUUUUUGUACUUUGUGUGUAUCCCAUUCGUCGGCAGGUUUGGAGAAGGGGAGUCGAUUUGCAUUGUCUGGCGUUCGGACCUGCUACGCUACGCAGAAGUUUUAUUAAGUACUAUUUCAUUAGUGACUUUCUUGAUCCACCCUAUCCAUAAAAAUUGUGAUUUAAUAUCUAUGUGACUGUUUAAUAUUGGGAAUAAGAGAAUGGAUAUAACAUUAAAAACACACUUGAGUAUUAGUAAUUUACUCAUUCACCUCCUUUUCAAUAGUGAUUAAGCUUUGAUCUAAGUGGUAAAGGGGUCGAGGUCGGUAUC